AUAUAAAAUAUUUCACAAAAUGAAAUGGUUACAAGAUCAUGAAGUAGCGAUUAACUUGGCUUUAUUUAAGCGAUACCAAUUUUAUCAUAUAUUCAAUCCAAACAGCUCAAAAAUAUUAAACUAUGAUAGUUACAAAUUCACAAAUGUCUUGUUUAUUGUGGUCGUUACAUCUUACAAUAUAUUUUCAGCAAUGUGCUUUUUUACAGAUACUGUAGAUACCAUCGACAGUAUUGAUUUAUUACUAAUGAUAUUUAUAUACUCUAUUAUUAUAAUUUCUUUAUUGAAAAUUUGCGUACUUCUAUUUAAUGCGGAUCAAAUUUGGGAUUUAUUUAACCUGACGCGCUUCGAUUUUUUAUCAAGUAGACGGUGUCGCAAAAAUGUUGGAAUCCUAUAUAAAUACCGUGAUAGAUCUAUAACAAUAACUAACUUAUACCAAAAUUACAGCACAAUAGUAUUCAUUAUAUGGAUGAUUGUUCCAUUGGUAUUAAACACUUUUGCGAUGACAGAAGGCCCAAAUCAGCGUUACCAUAAUAUUUUCAAUAUGCAGUAUCCGGUAUCCGCAAGCAUUUACAAUCAUUAUUAUUACAUAUUUUAUUUAAUGGAAAUAGCGAUGGGAAUAUUUGUUUUAAAUUAUUCGAUGAUCAUUGAUAAUUUUCUAAUAUCGUUAUGUUGGGCUAUAAUUGCACAGUAUGAAGUAAUUACCACAGCGUUCGAAAAUAUUGGAAAUGACUGCAAACUUGAAAACCUUCAGAAGGAGAAAAAAAAUAAUAGUUUUGAAGCAUAUGAAGAUCUUAAAUCAAUAAUAAUGGAUCAGAAAAAAAUUUACACAAAAUUAAAAUCAUUCUAUCGCGUGGUGUGGAUAAUAGUUAUAUUUUUGAUUAUUAUAGAUUCAGUUUUACUAAUAAUAUUGACAUAUUCAUUUAUUAUGAUUUGUUCGUCAGCUGAAUCAUUUUCUAUUUUCAAUAUACUCAAGAUCUCAACAGCAUUUUUUGUAUUUGUUAUUCAAUUAUACCUAUAUUGUUAUUUAUUUGAUGUUCUAAACGAUAAAAAAGAAUCCGUCAACUUAGGAAUAUAUUCUUGUGAUUGGACGAGGAUGGAUUUAAAAUUAAAAAAAAUAUUAUUGAUAGCCAUGAAGUUUAAUAAUGCUAAUCAGCUAAAGAUAAAAGCUACACCAAACAAAAUCGUAAACUUACAACUAUUUUCUAGUGUGAUGACAACAACCUUCAACAUUGUCAUGGUUAUGCUCAAAACAAUUAAUGAGAAAAAUUGAUUUUAGUAAAAAUAUAUUACGUAAUUUAUAAUAGUAUAUGAGUAUUGAGUGGUCAUAAACGUUUCUUCGGAUAGGCACUAUCAUAUACAGCCAUUCAGGCACAAAAAAAAAAAUUGAUUUAAUUUAUAUUAUUAUCCA
Molecule: messenger RNA, 1408 nt
Organism: Aphis gossypii (cotton aphid)
Lineage: Eukaryota; Metazoa; Arthropoda; Insecta; Hemiptera; Aphididae
Exons: 6
Coding region: 20-1270 (416 amino acids)
Biological process (GO): sensory perception of smell; detection of chemical stimulus involved in sensory perception of smell
Cellular component (GO): plasma membrane
Molecular function (GO): olfactory receptor activity; odorant binding
Source: RefSeq, a predicted model, not a curated record